CCUGUCAUGACAACAACAGUGAUGAGUGACGACACAUCAGCCAGGCUCCUUUAACACUGUUCAUAAUGGCUGGACGCUUUCGAUACAAAAUAUGGGACCCGCCACUCAUUGUAUCACAAAUAAUUACUAUGCAGGCUGUGUUUUAUGUGGGACUUGGCAUGUGGAUAGCCAUACUUGAUCUGUUUACUGGCAAUCAUCGAUCACUUGACAGCAUCUUUAAAUACCAGGAGAUCCAGAUAAAAGAAGUACAUGGACGUGCAGUGAUGGCAGCAUUUAUCCUUAAUGCUCUCACUGGGUCACUAGGAUUAUGGAAGGUCGUUCAACGUACUAAACAGUGUCUAGACUUCACGAUAACUGCCCAUUUUCUUCACCUGCUGGGUUGUUGGCUAUAUAAUGGCCAUCUUCCUUCACAGCCCUCUGUAUGGCUACUGAAUCUCGUAACCAUCACUUUAAUGUGUGUUUUAGGUGAAUAUUUGUGUAUGAGAACUGAGAUGCAGCACAUUCCAGUGAUGAGUUCUAAAGUGGAUUUGUAAUACAGUUUAUUCAGUAUGUUUCUGUCUACGUAAGUGUUAUCUUGUUUAUCUGCUAAAGUAAAAGCAGUACUGUAUUGCAAUAAUUAUUUUUCAUGAAAUCCAUGCAAGCUUUACCUUUUAAUCACCUGCACUAGGUUAGUGAUUCUGUAAAUAUAUUCACAUGUUAUAUGAAGAUUAUUUAUACUACAGUAUAUGAAGAAAGUUUUUAGCCAUAAACUAAUCAGUAAUUAAAUUUUGCACCUCUCACCCAUUGAAUUGAUUGAUAAGAAGUAUUAAUAUCUUGUGUCUUAAAUAUGGGCACUGUACUUCAUGGAAAUAAGUGUGUUGGUCAUUGUGGAAAGUGUCCUGAGGAAGUAUUGUUUUUACAGAAAAUAUACGGGGGAAAGGGUGGAUGAACUUGCAUUUAUUUUUUCAUUAAGACAUUUUACGUCAUGAAAUUUACGAUCACAUCAGCCUCAAUUUUCAUAGUUUAAGAAAUUUUUUUAUUAUGGUACUGCCAUUAAACUUCUCGUAAUAUUUUGCUUUUGAUCAUACAGGUUGUACCUCUCUAGUCCGGCAUUCUGUGGUCCGGAAACUCCCGUGGUCCGGAACGAUUUUAGUUUGUCCAAUAGGUAGAUAGGCAGCUUUUUUCUUUUUUUUUU
Homarus americanus (American lobster) is the source of this 1174-nucleotide messenger RNA. It is a transcript of the gene Sys1, whose product is annotated as protein SYS1 homolog. Gene Ontology annotation, cellular component: Golgi membrane; trans-Golgi network. The transcript has 5 exons. NCBI's taxonomy places the organism in Eukaryota, Metazoa, Arthropoda, Malacostraca, Decapoda, Nephropidae. The record is from RefSeq and is a predicted model, not a curated record. The coding region runs from base 66 to 533 and encodes 155 amino acids. Gene Ontology annotation, biological process: protein localization to Golgi apparatus; Golgi to plasma membrane protein transport; Golgi to endosome transport.